UCACCCAUACUUAGCUCCCGUGCGGGUACUGGGCCACAAUCCGUCGUUGGGGGGCGAGGAGCCUGGUGGCGUAGGUCGGCCGACCCGACCGAGAAACGUCCCGGGCCAGCAGUGAACAGGUCAGUCUCGGUGACGUUGACCCCAUGCUGCACGAUGACACGUGAGUCCGCCCACAGCGUAUCUAGCCGUAGGCCAGCAGCCCGAGCCGUCCGCAUUCCAUUCUCGGUCAAAAUCCGGUCCGCGGAAUCCUGGUCGCCGGCCCGAAGUGACUUGACUGCCUCCUCAAAAACAGGGAUUAGGGCGUUGGACACUGCCGACCACCCUUUGUUGAGCAAAAGCCGUGUCUCGGGCACCCGUGAUGCUGCCCACGGCCUGCCUGGGUUCUUCGUAACCUCCAGGCUCUCUAAAACUCAUGCUGAAAUCACGUAUAGGUGCUAUCACCCGACCAGCCGUCAUACCAAGCGAUAA
Chondrus crispus (carragheen) is the source of this 468-nucleotide messenger RNA. RefSeq lists its product as hypothetical. The coding region runs from base 154 to 468 and encodes 104 amino acids. The record is from RefSeq and is a predicted model, not a curated record. Lineage: Eukaryota; Rhodophyta; Florideophyceae; Gigartinales; Gigartinaceae. The transcript has 4 exons.